AUGUAUCGUCUCGUCUCCAGCAUUGCUUCAAAAGCUAGAGUUGCUAGAAACGCUACGACACAGAUUGGAAGCAGACUCAGUUCCACUAGAAACUAUGCAGCAAAAGACAUAAGGUUCGGUGUUGAAGGUCGGGCUUUGAUGCUUAGAGGUGUCGAGGAGCUUGCUGAUGCUGUUCAAGUCACUAUGGGACCCAAAGGUCGUAAUGUCAUCAUUGAACAAAGCUGGGGUGCACCAAAGGUGACAAAGGACGGUGUUACUGUUGCCAAGAGCAUUGAGUUCAAGGACAGAGUCAAGAACGUUGGUGCCAGUCUUGUCAAACAGGUUGCUAACGCCACUAACGAUGUUGCUGGUGAUGGAACAACCUGUGCUACAGUUCUGACUCGAGCUAUCUUCACGGAAGGUUGUAAAUCAGUUGCUGCUGGAAUGAACGCAAUGGAUCUAAGACGUGGAAUCAAAUUGGCUGUUGAUACCGUUGUGACGAACUUGAAGAGCAGAGCACGUAUGAUUAGCACUUCUGAAGAAAUUGCUCAGGUUGGAACGAUAUCAGCUAAUGGAGAUAGGGAAAUUGGUGAACUGAUUGCAAAGGCUAUGGAAAGUGUUGGCAAAGAGGGAGUGAUCACAAUUCAAGAUGGCAAGACCUUGUUUAAUGAGCUUGAGGUUGUUGAGGGUAUGAAGAUUGACAGGGGGUACAUCUCCCCAUACUUCAUUACAAACCAGAAAAACCAAAAAUGUGAACUUGAAGAUCCUCUCAUUCUCAUCCACGAGAAGAAAAUCUCCAAUUUAAAUUCUAUUGUGAAAGUCUUAGAACUGGCUCUCAAGAAGCAAAGGCCGUUGUUGAUCGUUGCGGAGGAUUUGGAUAGCGAGGCUCUUGCCGUGCUAAUUCUAAACAAACUUCGUGCUGGAAUCAAGGUCUGUGCUGUGAAGGCCCCUGGUUUUGGAGAAAACCGAAAGGCCAAUUUACAGGAUCUUGCUAUCCUCACCGGAGCCCAGGUAAUUACAGAAGAGUUGGGGAUGAAUCUUGAGAAAGUCGACAUCAGUGUGUUUGGAAACUGCAAAAAGAUAACUGUAUCCAAAGACGACACUGUUUUCCUUGAUGGUGCUGGUGACAAGAAAUCAAUUGGGGAACGAUGUGAACAGAUACGAUCCAUGGUUGAAGCGAGCGAGUCUGACUAUGACAAGGAGAAGUUACAAGAAAGGUUGGCUAAGCUUUCUGGUGGUGUUGCUGUACUAAAGAUUGGAGGAGCUAGUGAGUCAGAAGUUGGCGAAAAGAAAGAUAGAGUAACCGAUGCUCUAAAUGCCACCAAAGCAGCUGUAGAAGAGGGUAUUGUUCCAGGCGGUGGUGUUGCUCUUUUGUACGCGUCAAAAGAGCUUGAGAACCUUUCCACAGCUAACUUUGAUCAGAAAAUCGGUGUCCAAAUCAUCCAAAACGCUCUCAAGACACCCGUUUACACGAUUGCAUCCAACGCUGGAGUCGAGGGUGCAGUCAUCGUAGGCAAGCUUUUGGAAUCAGAUGAUCCUGACCUCGGUUAUGACGCUGCUAAAGGAGAAUACGUUGAUAUGGUAAAGGCAGGUAUUAUCGACCCUGUGAAAGUGAUCAGAACCGCAUUGGUUGAUGCUGCAAGUGUCGCGUCUUUGUUGACAACGACGGAAGCAGUUGUGACGGAUAUUCCAACUAAAGAGGAUGCGUCUCCGGCUAUGGGCGGUGGUGGUGGCAUGGGUGGUAUGGGAGGAAUGGGCGGUAUGGGAGGAAUGGGUUUCUGAUGAGAGAGCACCAUACAUGCUAGCUUAGGUUACUUUGGAAACUGUUGUGAGAUCAUACGGUUGCUUCAUCCACGAGCCAAAAGUGGAUCCUUUGAUUGCAAGAGAGAGAGAGACCUUAAGAUUUUUUCAUGAUUUCUUGAUUCCUCGUUAACAAUCAAAUUUAUAAAAUAAAAUAAAAUUUUAAACUAAGUGUUUGAUCAUAGAUUCAUAUUGAUUGUGGUCAUAAACUCAUAGUAGUUUUUUGUUCGGUCAACAUGUCACCUCCAAGAAUAUCUGUAGUGUAACCAAACACAAGUCGAUAUAAUGGAAGAAGGUUACGUUACUACGCUCGAUGAAACAUUCUCACUGGUCUUUGCUUUGGAAGCUAUCUUUACCACGAAACAAGUUGUGGUGUGCUGUUGCUCCGUAAGAGAAUGUUGAGGAUAUCCUCGUACUUACUUCCAAAAUUAUAUUUCUCUUGAUUAAGGAAGCAUUUGUGGUUG
Eruca vesicaria subsp. sativa (arugula) is the source of this 2243-nucleotide messenger RNA. Lineage: Eukaryota; Viridiplantae; Streptophyta; Magnoliopsida; Brassicales; Brassicaceae. The record is from the annotation of a GenBank genome assembly.